AUGGAUAGAUUAAUGGAUGAUUCAGAAUAUUAAUUGAUAAGGUUUAAAAAUAAAUUGAGGUAUUGAUUCAUCUAAUAAUACUAGAAUAUUGCAACAUAAAACAUAAAAAGAAAAAAUAAAAGCUAUUUUGAAUAUAAAUAGUGAUAACAUCAUUCCGAUAGUAUCAGCAUUGGUUUGUCCAGAUGUAAUGAAGAAUUGGAAUACAUAGAUUGAUUAGACAAAUGUUUUAGAUAUAAUGUUAAAAAAUAAUUCUAUGAUAAUUUCUGAAUUACGUAAAAAAUACGGUCUACUUUAUUUAAAACGUUCUUAUACAUAUAUUUAAGGUAUGUUUUCAAAGAUAAAGAUAACUUUUUUAUUAUUGAUAAGAGUUUAUCUUAUCAAAAUAAUUAAUAGAAUGGCUAUCAAUUUGAGGGAUAUAUUUAAUUGAGUAUUAUAGCUGUUAUUCCAUAAUAAGAUUAAGUUAUGAUAAUUUUGGAAACAGAAACUAAAAAUGGAGGAUAUGCAAAUGAUGCUUAAUUGUCAUUACAUUAUGUCUAAGAAUUAUAGAAUUUAGAAUAUUAUUUAAUUUAAAAGUAUUUUAAGAUUCCAACUCCAUAGAUAGUUGAAGAUGCUACAAAAGAACUUCUUAAUAUUGAGAUAAUAGAAUAAUAUUAACCUUAAAGAGUAAAUGAAGUCUAGAUGAAUUCAUCUUUAUCUGAUGUGGAUUGCAACUAAUUUUAGUCUUAAAUAGUAUUAGAAGAGGAACCAGAGUUGAUUAAUAAAAAUGAUUAUUUGUAAUUAUUAGAAUUAGUAACUAAGAAUACUGGAAUAAUAUUUUGGUCAGCAAUACAUUAUUAUCAAUUGUCACCAUUAGAACCAGAUAAUAUUUAUUAUAAAGAGACUGCAGAAAAUAAAAAUAUCAUAUUAUAAAGUGAUUGGGAGAUCUUAGAAAAAGGUGGUUUGAGAUUUAUAAAUAAAAAGAAACUUGAAAUUUAAAAAGAAGUUAUAACAUUUAUGUUAAGGAAAUUAGGAUCUAAUUUACUUAUGGGUAAAUCUUUAAUUAGUAUCUCAUUGCCAGUUAACAUUUUUGAAAAAAGAUCUAAUCUUGAAAGAGCUUGUUAUAGUUUAGGCUAUAUUUGGUUAUUAGAGAAGGCAGGUGAAUUAUAAGAUCCACUUGAAUAAAUGAAAUUGGUGGCAUAAUUUUCUCUUGCUUAUAAUAUAAUGUUUUUAAAUAUGGAGAAACCAUUCAAUCCUAUAUUAGGAGAAACCUUUUAAGGAAUCAUGAAUGGAAAUCUAUUGUAUUGUGAAUAGAUUUCUCAUCAUCCACCAGUAUUAGGUUUGUAUAUUCUUGGAAGAAAUUUUAAAUUAACUGGUCAUUUGGAAUCUUAAGCAAAUUUUAGUGCAAAUUCAAUUACAGGAUAAAAUUAUGGAUAUUUGUAAGUUACAUUUACAAAUAAAACUACAAUUAUAUUCAAUGUAAUGCCAGGAGUUAUUUAAGGGAUGACCAUAGGACAUAGAUAAUUUUAUUAUAAUGGUGUUGGAUGGAUGGUUGAUUUGGAGAAUAAGCUUUUCUGUGAUAUUGUAGUUACUGCUUUUCCAGGAAUGUUUAGUAAAAAAGUUAUACCUUAAGAUUAUAUGGAAGGAUACAUUAUAAAGGGAUCAGUUAAAGAAGUUAAUAAAUUCCAUUAAGAAACAUAUCGUAAAUAUCAAGGAAUCAAAACAUUAUCUUAAUAAGAUAGACUUUGUAGAAUAAGUGGUAGAUGGACAACUGGAAUGAUAAUUGAUGGAGUUGAAGUGUUGAAUUGGUUCAAGCAUUUUCCUUAUAAAUUAAAAUAUGAAGAUUAUCCUUUAGCAUCUGAUAGUAAUUAUAGAGAAGACAUAAUUGCAAUAAAGACAGGGGAUUUGAAUUUAGCAUAAGAUAGGAAAGAGAAAAUGGAAAUUUAGUAAAGACAUGAUAAGAAGAUAAGAUAAAAGAAUAAGUAUUGA
Paramecium pentaurelia is the source of this 1965-nucleotide messenger RNA. Lineage: Eukaryota; Ciliophora; Oligohymenophorea; Peniculida; Parameciidae. The record is from the annotation of a GenBank genome assembly.